Neolamprologus brichardi is the source of this 3160-nucleotide messenger RNA. Lineage: Eukaryota; Metazoa; Chordata; Actinopteri; Cichliformes; Cichlidae. The record is from RefSeq and is a predicted model, not a curated record.
UCUCUCAAUGCUCUGUGUCCUUUCAACAGUCAGCUGCGGGGAGCACAUUUCACAGGGGCAGUGCUGGCGCUCUAAUGCACACACAGACACACUCAUGCUGUUACCGAACUCUCAGAGACACACACACAGGCAUGCUUGCACACUGACACACUCUCACCACACACACACAGCCUCUGAAACGUACACUCCUUCCAGCAAACACACAUUUCCCCUGAGCCGGAUGCCUCUCUUUAAGGGAAAGGACUAACUGCUCUGAGGAUUUAACUUGGCUUUCUCAUAAAACAAAAAGGGAAAAGGAGCAAUCAGGACAGGGAAAAAAAAGGAGGAAUUUAUUUGGGGACACCUUCCUUCCCAGGAAAUGGUCAACUUGUCAGCAUGACACCUUGUCUGGAUUCCCCUCUCUUCCUCAGGCAAAAAUCCUGAAAAUGAUGGAUGACAACAAGCAGCUUGCCCAGCGCAUCGAUGGGGCCAUUCAGUCAGCCAGCCAGGAGGUGACCAACCUGCGGUCAGAGCUGAGCGCCACCAGCCGCAGACUGGCCGAGCUGGGAGCGACGGACUCCUCUGCCAGCGUGCUUGAGACCCUGCAGCACAACCACAAUGAUCCCUCUCCCCACCAGAGGCAGAAGCCCCCGGCUACCGAACUCUGUUACAAGACUGAAAUCAGCAGUCUCAUGGACUUCAAUUCUCCAGAUGCCUCUCUGGACAAAGUUCUGCUGCGUGAAGAGGUGGCCCAGCUCCAGGAAGAGGUGCACCUGCUGCGGCAGAUGAAGGACAUGUUGAAUAAGGACCUGGAGGAGACCCAGGGAGGUUGCUCGGCUGACGUGCUCUCUGCCACCGAACUCCGUGUGCAGCUGGCGCAGAAGGAACAGGAGCUGGAUCGAGCCAAGGAGGCUCUGCAAGCCAUGAAGUCGGACCGUAAGCGUCUGAAAGCAGAGAAGGCAGAUCUGGUGAAUCAGAUGCAGCAGCUUUAUGCCACAUUGGAGAGCCGAGAGGAGCAGCUCCGUGACUUCAUACGCAACUAUGAGCAGCACAGAAAAGAGAGCGAGGAUGCAGUAAAGGCGCUGGCCAAAGAGAAAGACCUCCUGGAGAGAGAAAAGUGGGACCUGCGGCGGCAGACCAAGGAAGCCACGGAGCACACGGGGAUGCUGCGGUCUCAGCUUGAUCUCAAGGAGAACCGCAUCAAGGAGCUGGAGGCUGAACUUGCCAUGAUGAGUAACUGUGUCAAUCAGAGAAUGGAGUUCCGGGUGUUUGAGCGCCUUGUGGACAGGGACUACUCUCCUAGGGUCAUGGCGGCGAAACAGUCGCUAGCCACCCUGACCAAGGAUGUGCCCAAGCGCCACUCGCUGGCCAUGCCCACGGAGGCGGUUGUCAAUGGAAACAACCAGGAGUGGGUGAUGCAGGCCGAUCUCCCUCUGACUGCUGCCAUCCGACAGAGUCAGCAGACCCUCUAUGUCCACACGGGGCAUCCCGCUGACAGGCAAGUGGCUGCCGUGCGGGUGAGCCCGUGCCACUCGCGCCAGCCCUCCAUCAUCUCCGACGCCUCUGCGCUGGAGGGAGACCGGUCGUCCACACCCAGCGACAUCAACUCGCCGCGCCAUCGGACUCACUCCCUCUGCAAUUCCCUAGAAGAUCUGGAGGAGGCGAAGCGUAAGAAGAAGAAAGAAAAGAUGGGGCUGGGGUCUCUGUCGCGCGUCUUCGCCCGAGGAAAGCAACGCAAGUCCCUCGACCCCGGUUUGUUUGAUGGUACUUCAACACCUGAUUAUUACAUAGAGGAGGAUGCAGACUGGUAAAGCACACACGUCCGAGUGAACCACCUGGAGAGCCUUUUUUUGGCAGUUAUCAGAGGACAACGUUGUAUUGCCCGAGCGCAUGCGUGAGAGAAUGUGCGUGUUUGCGUGCGCGUCUGUGUGUGUGUGUGUGUGUGUGUGAUGAAAGCGUGUACAGAUAAAAUAAUGUGUGUACCUUUGAUGUAGUCUCACAUGCACGCAUGCUUCGGUUUGUAUGGGAGCGAGAGUGUGCGCGUGCUUGUGCCACCCAUGGUCAACGGCCAUGUCAGGAGCCGGAGGCGCGUCUUGCUUCGCUGAAGUGUAAACCUAAAGAGCAAAUUGCACCUGUAUGUAUGUAUGUAUAUGUACAGCCCUGUAAAUAGCGUGGAGAGUGUAAUACAGCAGCAGUGUGGACAUGUCAUGUUGUAUCUGCCCUCCAAAACAGCUGUGUUAUCUGAUCUUUGAAUUGUUCUCUACAUUUUUACUUUUUUUUUUUUUAUUGUUUUCACUCAACUGGAAACUUGAAGGACUGCUGUACUUGUAAAUAACAGUUGAUGUGCACUCUGUGCGUGUAAAUGUCUCCUUGUCCUGAAUGCCUUUUUGUUAUUUUUGACACGUACUCCCCGCCGUCCCUCCUCCCUCCCUCCCACUGCCUCUUAACUUUAUCUCCUCCCUGUUUAUUGUCCUGCCUGGUCCAUCCCCUUCUUCCACACUGCCAUGAUGAGAACAGUUUCCUGUAGGCGGCAUGCGGACUCCUGAAAUUCACCGCUGGGUCGGUUGUCGGGUGCACAUCCCUCAACCGCCGGAAAAAAAAAAAAAAGUCUGUGCAGAGGCAAUCCUUGAUGUUUACUUAGAGAGACUUCAAAGAAGCUGCUAUGAGAGGAAUUAACUUUCUACGCAGAACAGUUUGUUCCCCUGCAUUUUGAAGCCAAACAGGAAAUGUGAGAAAUGUGUUUUCUAUCUCCUCAGAUAGAAGGUACAUGUGUGACAUGCAUGCACGUAGCCCCGGUCCCUAAAUCAUGCAUGCCUGGUUACCCCACUACAAAGAAAAAUCUCUCCCUGGUUAUGUUUCCGAAGAGGUGAUAAACUGUUUGCUUUUCUUUUUAAUUUAAAAAGAGAGGUUAGUUACUGAUUUCACGUUCAUUCAUGAUUUUGCCCCCAUUUCAAAUUAAUUGAUAAGAUUUGUAAACUUAAACCUUUGCUGUUCAAGGAGCGCUCAGCUGAAUGCUUAAGAUCUUAACAUCCUGAACUGCGCACAGUUUCGUUUUAAUCUGCACCUGCAGGGCUUUUUUAUGCGAAAUUACAUUUGAAAUAUCAAAGGUCAGCAAAGAAAGAAAACUGAACAUUACACUUUGAAUUUUUAAAUAUUAUUCCACACUAUUUGCAAGGCUUUG